UAAACCUCCUCAAUCCAUAAAUACUAGGAGCUCACCCCUGCAUCUUUGCAAGUGUUAUCUCCUCUAUGAAAUUGACAUCAACUCGAUUUUGAAUAAUUGAAAAUGGUUGUAAGCUCGAGGCAAACAAUGAAAGCUGUAGUUAUAAACGAAUUCGUCAACAACUUUGAUGAAGUCAAGGUCUCAGAAAUCGAAAGACCGAUCCCAACAGCAGACCAAUAUCUCAUCCAAGUCAAGGCCGCCGGGGUAAACUUUGUCGAUACCCUCUAUGCCAAAGGAAAACACCAAAACAACCGAUCCCUAGUACGGCCGCCCUUCAUACUAGGCCUAGAAUUCGCCGGCAUCAUCCUCUCCUCCCCACCCGCCUCCUCCUUCCGUCCUGGCGACAGAGUCUUCGGAGGCAGCACAGGCUCCUACAGCGAGAUAAUCUCACUCGACGCCUCAACACCCCUCCACCACAUCCCUCCCAAAUGGACAUUCGCCCAAGCUGCCGGAUUAGCCGCCACGCUCCCCGUAUCCUUCGCGGCACUCGUUCAGGCCGGCAUCAAGCACGGCCAGACCGUCUUGAUCCACGCUGCUGCGGGAGGACUCGGUAUAAUGGCCCUCCAGGUUGCCGCGGCCAUGGGAUGCCGGGUGAUAGGAACGGCGGGCUCGUCUGAGAAGUGUGACGUGGCUCGACAGUCGGGAGCUGAUGUCUGCAUCAACUACUCCGAGGACGCGGCGUGGUGGGAUCGUGUGCUGGAACUAACUGAUGGACAGGGCGUCGACGUCGUCUUUGAUCCCGUCGGCCUCGUUGACCGAAGCUUAAAGUGCAUUGCUCACAGAGGCAAAAUACUGAUUGUAGGGUUCGCUGGUAUCAAGGACGACAUGGAGAAGAUCGCGAUGAACAGAGUUCUUUUGAAGCAGGUAUCUCUGAUUGGUUAUAGGAACCGGCUAACCUGGCCUUCGCAGCGAUACGGCGAGAGCUUGCGACGAUAUCCUGAAGAAGAAAAGGCCAUCUGGGACCAGCUGCGGCCCUUGAUGGAGACCGACAAAAUACGGCCCGUCAUCUAUCACGUCGAGUACCCUGGCCUUGAAAGUGUCCCCAGGGCUCUAAAAGACAUGACAGGCCGCAAAAUCUGGGGCAAAGCAGUCGUCACUUUGGAUGAUGACAUUAGUGGCCAGCCUUUGACAAAGCUCUGA
Colletotrichum godetiae is the source of this 1179-nucleotide messenger RNA. Its product is annotated as zeta-crystallin. The record is from RefSeq and is a predicted model, not a curated record. Gene Ontology annotation, molecular function: oxidoreductase activity. The transcript has 4 exons. NCBI's taxonomy places the organism in Eukaryota, Fungi, Ascomycota, Sordariomycetes, Glomerellales, Glomerellaceae. Gene Ontology annotation, cellular component: mitochondrion. Bases 103 to 1179 code for a protein of 358 amino acids.